CUGAUACGCAUCCGCAUCGCAUCGCUCAAGCGCUCGGAGAACAGAGGAUACAGGGAUGAUGAUAAACAUACAAAGAACUGUGUCACACAGAGAGCAUCUGUCUCGGCUUUGAAAGCGUUAUUUACGCCGCAACCUGGCAAGGGAUGCUGACCAUGGAAAGAGAGGCAGCCUUGUAAAAGGACCACAGUUUCUGGGACGCAAAGAGCAGCUUGUGUCUGCAGACAAAACAACGACCGUGGGACUCUGUAGGAAGCUUUUUGGGCAUUAAGAGCACAAACUAAUCCUGUGCAUGGUAAAAAAUCUAAAAGCUAAGAGCAAACAACGGGUAUUUUUGCAUGAAGAAGAAGAUGUUUGGGUUAAAGAAGACGUCGCUGCAGUAGGAUUGCAAUCAUUUGGUGUAAUUUUAAUUGUUGACUGUAUGAAAUGGGAGCUUUGACAAGCCGUCAGAAUGCCGGAGUGGAGGAGGUCGAUAUCCCGUCCAAUUCUGUUUACAGAUAUCCACCCAAAACCGGGAGUUAUUUUGCUAGCCAUUUUAUUAUGGGAGGAGAGAAGUUUGAUUCAACUCAUCCUGAAGGCUACCUCUUUGGUGAAAACACUGACCUCAACUUCCUUGGCAAUAGACCAGUAGUGUUUCCGUACAAUGCUCCACCUCCUCAAGAGCCAGUCAAGACCCUCCGCAGUCUCAUCAACAUCCGCAAAGACACUCUACGACUUGUCCGAUGUAGUGAAGACAUGAAGCUGCCUGGACAGGAUGUUGGAAAAAGCCACAGUUGCUACAAUAUUGAGUUUACCUUUGAUGCCGACACACAAGUUGCCAUCACUAUAUACUACCAAGCCAUUGAAGAGUUUCACAAUGGUGUGCCAAUAUACUUGCCGCAGGACAGCUCUCUGCAGUCAGAAACGGUGCAUUUCAAACGUGGCGUCUGCCAACAGUUCUGUUUGCCCUCUCAUUAUGUCAACUUAUCAGAGUGGGCAGAUGAGGAGCUUAUGUUUGACAUGGAUAAAGACAUCUUCCCCAUGGUUGUACAAGCAGUAGUGGAUGAGGGAGAUGAGCACUUGGGACAUUCCCAUGUUCUUCUCGCAACCUUUGAAAAGCACAUGGACGGAAGUUACUGUGUGAAGCCUCUGAAACAGAAACAAAUGGUGGAUGGUGUUAGUUACCUGUUGCAGGAAAUAUAUGGCAUAGAGAACAAAUACAACAGUCAAGAAUCAAAGGUUGCUGAAGAUGAGAUUAGUGACAACAGCGCUGAAUGUGUGGUGUGUUUGUCGGAUGUGCGGGACACACUUAUCCUACCCUGCAGACACCUGUGCCUGUGCAACGCCUGCGCAGACACACUGCGUUACCAGGCCAACUGUUGCCCCAUCUGUCGACUACCGUUUCGUGCCCUUCUUCAGAUCCGAGCGAUGAGGAAAAAACUGAACCCACUCACCCCAACUGGAUUCAAUCCUGUCAUCACUUCACAGACCUCAGACUCAGAGGAGCACUCGGCAUCAGAGCACAUCCCACCUGGUUAUGAAGCUGUGUCCUUGUUAGAGGCCUUGAAUGGGCCCUUGAACCCAUCUCCAUCUGCUCCUCCACUUGAGGGCCUCACCAGGGGCCAUGUUUCGGGAUCUGUGCCCACAUAUGACAGUGAUAGCCACCACACACCCGCUCGCUCCCUCUCUCCACUAGAACACUCUGUCAACUCCAGCCAGAAUGUGAAACACAAGAAGAGUGGCUCUAAAUCUCUCUCUCAGAAUUCUUCAGUGCUGCCAGAGGAGGAGGAUGAGAAGUCAUGCAGUGAGUCUGAGGUGCAAACGUGCAGGAGAAAAUUGCAUGCAGAACAGCAAGAGUCUGGAGUGACCCCAGAAAGUGACAACCUCACCCUGUCAUCCUCGGGGGCCAUAGAUCAGUCUUCCUGCAACGGGACCCCUCUCUCCUCCACUAUCACCUCCCCAGAGGACCCAGUUAGCAGCAGUCUGGCCCAGUCUGUGAUGUCAAUGGCGUCAUCUCAUAGCCAGCACUCUCAGAUCAGCACUGACACACUAUCUUCCAUGUCUGGCUCCUACAUGGCUGGGGCAGAGGGAGAAGAGCCCCCUGAGACCCCAGCAGAGAGCAGGGCCGCUUCCCAGCAUGAGGGUGAGGAAAUGCCCAAUGAGCCAAAAAACUUUGUGGCUGUCAUUCUUGAAGAACAGGAUUCAGAGGGAAAUGAUGUUACUGAGGAAGAUUGUGGAUCUCCCACCAAAGAACAGGGUGGGCGCAGGAGGAGCGAGGUGCCUUGUCCAGAGUUUGACAAUAACAAUCAUGGGCAGUCUGACACCCACUGUAUGACAGGCCUGGACAAUGAGCAGCCUCCUGAUGGCCGAUUCGCUGGUCUGUUAUACCUUGACGUCUAUCGUCAUGGACGGGGUCCUUUGGCUCACCAUGCGUCCACCAGCAACAUCAACCUGGAGGAUCAGGGGGUCACCAAUGAGGUGCCAAACCCUAAGAACAAACCUCAUCAUGGACCCCUAGCUGUGUAAAAUUCUCUGUUAGCCUCUCUGCUGUCCUCAGCCAAUCAGACACAGACCUACACCUCUCCUAAGAGAGAUAUCUGCCUCUGUCUUCAUCCCAUCUAUACCCAAACUUGUGUCCACACAAAGUCAGACUUUAGAAAUCUCCUGAUUUAAAGGGUCUUGAAGGAUGGACUGUGGUUUCCCCUUUCCAUUGUGAUAGAUGUCGUGUUUUUAGCACUCUUUUGGUGUUGAUACUUAUGUAAAGCACCACGUUUACACCAACGCUCCACCCCCUCAUGUGUAGAGAUGGAGGGAUGACUCAAGCAGCUCUCCUGAUGAAAGCCUGAAAAACUAGGACACAGUACAGACUCCAACCUCUGAUCCGAGCAGCAUUUCUUCUCUCUUAGAGAGAUGUCUAAUUUCAUGUCAGGGCUGUGUGACUAUGCUGAGUGAAUGCUCAGAUAAACAUGUUUUAGCACUGUGCUAUAAUUUCAUUAAUAAUUUUUUACGCAUAUAAACACUUUUAUUUGAAUCAUCAUAAAAAUUCUGUUAUCUGAAUUAACUGCCCCCUUGGGACUUUCCUCAUUAAUGUCACUCUACAUUUGCAUGAAUCUCCUUCUGGAUAACUGCCCACAAUGAACUACAUUUUCAGAUAUAUUAAUGAAGUUAAAAGUGAAUUCAUGUUCACAACCCCUUUAUUCUACUGUAAUGUUACACAUUUCUGAGUGAAACAGGAUAUUUAACUUGAUUUUAAUCAUCAGGAAUUGAUUGGAUUUUGAAAGGUGGGCUUUCCAGAGUAAAGCCAGACCUGAAUGCGAGUUUUGCUAAAACUAUUAUCAUUAUCCAAUAUCCUGUGACAUCAGCAAAAAAAGGAAAGACAUUUCAGAGCAAGCAAGUUAUUAGAUUUUGAUUAAGACAUUUAUUUUGUAUUUGGUAUAUUAAUCGUUCUCAAUAAUAUCAGGAACGUGCAAUGAAAGUAAACAGUCAAUUUUGAUUUCAUGUUGAUCUUAAGUUUGCUGUAUCGCCAUCAUUUCAAUAAUCAACUCAAAACCUCAAUUGUUACUUUGCCUAAUUUAUAUUUAAAUUGCCAUAAUCAAUCCAUAACAAGAUGAACUUCAGAGCAAUAACACAUGUUUGCUCACAUGUCUGCCCUUGUCAGUUUGCUGCAGCUCAUUUUGAGCUAUAUGUACAGCCCUGCAUGUUUAAAAGACUCAAAGCUACUGAGCUGCCUAACCUGCGUUACACAUCAUUCUGGCCACGGAGAAGCUACUGAACUGCUUACUGUAGAGCCUUCUGAAACAUUUUGUACAAGGGAAAUUUUUGGGAAAACCUGCUGAUGAGGUCCACAUCUGUGGUUGCACCUCAAAUUGCUACUGGUAUAUUAAAUGUCACAAAGCUAAUGUCAAGCUCUUUGUUCAUUGUUUAAAAAACAAUUAUCAAUCAUCUUUUAGGGACAGUCUAGCAUAUACAGUAUAUAUAUAUAUAUAUAUAUAUAUAUAUAUAUAUAUAAACACAGUGUUGGGUGUAAUCCAGUUGCAUA
This is a messenger RNA of Myxocyprinus asiaticus (Chinese sucker), 4015 nucleotides long. RefSeq names its product E3 ubiquitin ligase RNF157-like. Lineage: Eukaryota; Metazoa; Chordata; Actinopteri; Cypriniformes; Catostomidae. Gene Ontology annotation, biological process: protein ubiquitination. Gene Ontology annotation, molecular function: ubiquitin protein ligase activity. The transcript has 19 exons. Bases 424 to 2502 code for a protein of 692 amino acids. The record is from RefSeq and is a predicted model, not a curated record. Gene Ontology annotation, cellular component: cytoplasm.